Molecule: messenger RNA, 2784 nt
Organism: Cynoglossus semilaevis (tongue sole)
Lineage: Eukaryota; Metazoa; Chordata; Actinopteri; Pleuronectiformes; Cynoglossidae
Gene: irf8
Product: interferon regulatory factor 8
Exons: 8
Coding region: 1-1251 (416 amino acids)
Biological process (GO): immune system process; regulation of transcription by RNA polymerase II
Cellular component (GO): nucleus
Molecular function (GO): DNA-binding transcription factor activity, RNA polymerase II-specific; RNA polymerase II cis-regulatory region sequence-specific DNA binding; protein binding
Source: RefSeq, a predicted model, not a curated record
AUGUCGAACCCUGGGGGUCGCAGGUUGAAGCAGUGGCUGGUGGAGCAGAUCCACAGCGGCCAGUACACCGGGCUGCAGUGGGAGAACGAGAGCCGCACCAUGUUCCGAAUCCCCUGGAAACACGCGGGGAAACAGGAUUACAACCAAGAAGUGGACGCGUCUAUUUUCAAGGCCUGGGCUGUGUUUAAAGGUAAAUUCAAGGAGGGGGACAAGGCUGAACCUGCCACCUGGAAGACCAGACUUCGCUGUGCCCUCAACAAAAGUCCAGACUUUGAGGAGGUCACCGAAAGGUCGCAGCUGGACAUCUCUGAGCCCUACAAGGUUUACCGCCUCGUCCCGGAGGAGGAGCAAAAACAAGGGAAAAGCUCACUGAUGCCACUGACAGCGUCCACCUGCUCCGGUGACAUGACCGACUGCAGCCCUACAGAAAUGGACGAGCUGAUGAAAGACGAUGAAGUCUGCAGUUUCCAGGCCAGUCCAGAGUACUGGUCCCAGAGCAGCAUCAACGCUUUCCCGCCGCAGCAGGACCCUCUGCCUUCAGGCCCCGUCAGCUCAGUGUCCACCCAGAUGAUGGUCAGUUUCUACUACGGAGGAAAGCUGAUGCAGAACAUACUGGUGACUCACCCAGAUGGAUGCAGGAUCUCACCGGAGCAGCAGCACCUGGGCCGCGGCGCCCUCUACAGUUCAGAUAUCAUGCAGAGUGUCCAUUUCCCUCCCGCCGAGCUCAUAGAGUUUGACCGCCAGCGCCACAUCACCAGAAAACUUUUGGGCCACGUGGAGAGAGGCAUUCUGGUCCGGGCAAACCAGGAGGGCAUCUUCAUCAAACGUCUGUGCCAGAGCAGAGUCUUCUGGAGUGGGCUGAACCAGGUGGGCUCACAGUACAGCCAAAUGCCCUGCAAACUGGAGAGGGACGCUGUUGUCCAGAUUUUUGACACAGGGAGGUUCCUACAAGCCCUGCAGUUGUAUAAACAGGGUCAGUUUCCUGCUCCUGACCCAACUGUGACCCUUUGUUUUGGAGAAGAGCUGCAGGAUGUCAACAGUGCCAAGAGCAAACUGGUGAUCGUGCAGAUCACUGCAGUCAACUGUCAGCAGCUGCUGGAGACUUUCAACAUGCAUCGCUCUCAGCCCUACUUCAGUAACCAGGAGCUGGACAUGUCGGAUGCUGUGGCCCACAUCUACCAGGACCUGUGCAGCUACAGUGGGCCACAGAGAGCGGCCUGUUACAGGGACAACAUGCCCAUCACCGCCUGAGGCUCACAGCGGUGCUCACUUCGUCGCAUCUGGAGCGAAAGACUUCACCUGGUUAGUCCAGUUACACCACAACCUGUAAUUAAACAGACAAUGUUACUUUAGACAUGACCAGUGUCCAGACUGGUCUGGAUGGGACUGGAGCCACAGAGAGAAUUGUUAAAGUUCAAAGUCUUAAAGUUCUGUCUAAAGUUCUGAAAGUAAAGUUAUGACAACGGAUAAAAUAAUACACUUUUUUGUUUUUAUCCCUGAAUUUUUAUCACUUAUUUAUUAAAACACAUACAACAGAAGGAUUUAAGAAAAAUUCUCUAAAAUAUUGAUUGUUUUAUCAUUUUAACUGAAUUUCAAACACAACAAAAAAUAUUAAAAGUUAAACAUAUUUUUUUAAAUGAAUUAAAACUUAAUGUGAAAAGAUGUUAACAUUGAAUUAAUAUUCUGACUUUGAUGUAAAAAGAUGACAAAAAAUAUAUAUAUAUUUUUUUAAUUGCAGGAACAAAACGUUUUUUAAAAAUCUUGAAAAAAAACGUGUUAAUUAGUGUUCUCUGCCUUUACAUGCAAAACUUUGAUCUGAUAACAAUUCUAUGCAAAAUGUGUUGUAUUUAACUCUAAUCUGAGAAUCCUGACAAUAACCUCAGAUUAAAAAUGUCAGAAUUACAACUCUCUACCCAGUAGUACUCAGAAUUUCUAGAAUUCUGAAUUUAAAAUACUGACCAUGAGAGUUAUAAUUGAACUGAGUUUUUAAACUGAGGUUUGUGAGAAAAUAAAAUUCAGAAAUUAAACAAUUUAGAAGCUAAAAUCCAAAGUAAAAUGUCUAAUUUUAUUUAUUACUGGAAAAUUUUAAACAUUAUGUAAAAUUAUGUAUAAUUAUGUAAAAAGGAAUUAUGUAAAAGAAUGUUGAAAUUCCCAGUUGGUAUGUUUUUUUUAAGUCAUAACUGACUGUUUUGGUAUAGAGUUGUCUUAGGGGCAUUAUCUUAUUCUUCCAUCUUGAAUCAGUCGUGUCAAAUAAUGAGGAGAGAGGAUCUCGUGGCUGAGAAUCAAAAUUUGUAGAAUCAGCUUUGUUGUAUUUAUAGACACACAACAAAUUUGUCAAAUUUGGGACUGGUUUUGAACCUACAACCCCAUCCUCACUCCACCAGGUCAUGUCAUUCUUGCUUUCACAACUUUUAACGUAUCAAAAAUUAUUUUACAAAUAGUCAGGAUCAAAUUAUAUGCAGAUGAUGUACAAUAGUUCUCAGCCUUUUAUUCCAGUGUUAACAUAUUUUGUUUGCCUGUGCAGAUGAUUUUUGUGCUUUUUGUCUUUUACACAAGACACAUUUUUCUAAAAGAGAAAAAUGGAUAUUUUAAGACAUUUGAUUGAUUUUAUUUUUAUUAAAAUAUUUCUUUGUGUUUGUUGAUGAUGUUUCAUAUAAGGUUUGAGAUAGGACUGAUACGGUCAGAACAGAUAGGUUUUACUAUCUGAUAAAUGUAUCACCCUGUUUUCCUUUUUUAUUCUUUUUUAAAACUGGAUUUCUAAUAAAAUGCUUACGGAGAAAAAUA